Messenger RNA from Gigantopelta aegis, 984 nucleotides. Its product is annotated as DNA-directed RNA polymerase I subunit RPA43-like. The record is from RefSeq and is a predicted model, not a curated record. Gene Ontology annotation, biological process: DNA-templated transcription initiation. NCBI's taxonomy places the organism in Eukaryota, Metazoa, Mollusca, Gastropoda, Neomphalida, Peltospiridae. The transcript is spliced from 3 exons. The coding region runs from base 68 to 751 and encodes 227 amino acids. Gene Ontology annotation, cellular component: RNA polymerase I complex.
AAAUACACAAGAAGAAAUGUAAUGGCAUCGGCCAUCAACGUUUGAUUUUUUGCUUUCACGAGAAUAAAUGUUUUUGUCUAUUUGUUUUGUUAGGAUGGACCGUGAACGUUUUGAGUUGGCCUUGGCUCGCACUAAGGAGCCUAAUUCGUGUUUUGAGUUGGUUCAUAGCGAAAGACAUGUUGCUCUUCCGCCACGUUUUGUAUGUAAAGUUAAAAAAGGGAUUUGUGAACAACUGGACAAAGAAUUGCAUCUUUAUUCAACACAGCUACAAGGUGUCCUCAUUGGGUAUGCCAAUAUGAAGUUGAUGCAGACCUGUGGAAUUGUUAUGGACGAUGAUCCAUAUGUUCACUUCAACAUUCAAGUUGACUUCAUUGUGUUCAAGCCGAGAAUUGGCUGUCAGAUGAAAGGCAUUGUCAACAAGACCAGUGUUGAUCAUGUUGGUUGUCUUGUCUAUGGACAUUUCAAUGCUUCCAUUCCAAGACCCAGGGUCAAUGGAACCAUGUGGAAAGGUAGUGAACUCAAACCUGGAGACAAAUGUGUGCUUGUUGUCGAUCACAUAUUUUCACGCAACAGAGUCCUGUCAAUGAAUGGACACUUGUACAUACCUGUAACUAACCAAGCAACUACAUGUGUUAAAAGAAAACAAGAAGAAUCUGUGGACAAAGACGUACCCACUAUUAAGAAGAAAAAGAAAAAAUGUAUAUUGGACCAUCAGAACGUUGCCGAUGUUUAUUUAGCAAAAACCAAGUAAAAGUAGAAGUAAAAAACAUUCAGAUGAUUGGUUAUCAUAAACGUUACUUGAUUGGAGCAUAUUAAUUUUAUGACCAAGAAACAAUGUAUGUAGUGCAAAUGUGAUAAUAUUUUGGUAGGUUGUGUCUUCAAAGUUACAUAAUGAUUAUAUGUCAUUGUUCCCAGAUUGCAAGGUACAUUUGAAAUGCAUCUUUGUAUAAAAGAACAUUUUGUGAUUAAAAUGUUUUGCCUACA